AUGUUUUCUCGCCUCGCUUCGCUGCUCCAGCUCGUGGUCCUCCUCGGGACUGCUACCGCUUCGCCGACACACGACACUCCAGCGGUUGUUCGUCCCAUCACAGUGUCCAUCUCGACCUCCUCCGACCUCUCCUCAUCGCCGUCGUCAUUGUCUGCGGCCUCGUUGUCUUCGACCGCUGCGUCAACGUCAUCUCCUUCGACACCUCUUGCAACUGCGGCCUUGGAUAAAGCACAGGUCAUCGGAAUUGUCAACGGAUCAGUUACCACCUUCAACGGCAUUCCGUUCGCCGAGCCACCAGUAGGCGACCUCCGUCUCCGCUUUCCCGUACCCAUCCACGGCUACAACGGCACAAUCGAUGCCACCCAGCCUGCGACGCAAUGCAUUCAGCUCGAACCGCAGAUCCGUGUAGACAUGCCGCCGCAGAUGCUUCAGGAUGUGGUAGCCUACUCCGCCAGCGUCCUCCCUACGAGCUCGGCUCCACAAAGUGAAGAUUGCUUGAACAUCAACGUGCAAAUACCUACUGGUACUAAGCCUGGAGAAAAGCUCCCUGUGGUUGCUUAUAUCUUCGGGGGUGGCUUCGUCGUUGGCUCGAAUGCACAGAUAUCCGGUGAUGCGCUUGUCGCCAGGUCGGUCGAAAUGGGGCAGCCCGUCAUCUUUGCUGCGAUGAACUACCGCCUCCACGCUUUUGGCUUCCUCGGUGGCAAGGAAGUCAAGGAUGCCGGCGUUGGCAACCUUGGUCUCCAUGACCAGCAUGGGCGCAGAGCGUGCAAGCUGGUUGGCGUCGCCGGUCAGGAAGGGAGAGCCGGCAGCAGGGUCAUUCGGAUAGAGGUUGAAGAGAGGCUCGAGGAGCGCAGCAGAGGGGACGUGAGGGAAGAAAAACUGGUGCACGUAGUCACGGAACUGCUGCUCAGUCCUGUGUACAUCAUAAGCGAUAGAUUCGAAGGAGCAUGGGUACUGAAGACGUACGUGAUGUUGAAGCUUCCGGUGGCAAAGAUCGUGCCUUCGUCCAGCGCGUCCCCCGAGAUGAACGGAAUGUCCGCGACCUGGUUGGCAAGUACCAAAUGCUCCGGAGGCGCGAUCGGCUGGAGCUCUUCAAUGUACCCAGUGGGGAUUGUGGAGCCGGCGCUCAUGACUGACCCACGGAAGAGGCCUUCAGUAUUACCACCAUUCGUGACCAUCUGGAGCGCCGAGGAGAUCGCGCCAGAGGAUGGCCCCCAGAGGGUGACCUUCUCGGGAUCACCACCGAAGGCGGCGAUAUUCUUCUGGAUCCAGCGGAGAGCCUGGCCGAUGUAUAAGCGGAUGGCGGCUUUCCAGGGCGACAUGAUCUUCCAGGCGCCCCGCAGGUUUAUCCUCGACCAGCGUUCGUCCAAGCAACCCACUUGGUCCUACAUCAGCGAACGCGGCGCUGUUCCCGGACUGGGCUUCGCACACGGGACCGACAUUGCUUCUGCGAUCUCCGGACAGGAGCUCGCGGACUACAUCAUCCAGUUCACAGCGACGCAGGACCCGAACGGGAAGAACGGCACCGCGUCGGAGCAUACCAUCUACUGGCCCAAGUACGACACCGCGAAGCGGCAGGUGCUGUCGGUCCUCAACGACUCGCUUGCGAUUGGAAACGAUACGCUGCGCCUGGAACCUAUAGCAAGUCUUACUGCACUCAGCCUCGCGUUCCCGCUGUAA
Messenger RNA from Dichomitus squalens LYAD-421 SS1, 1680 nucleotides. RefSeq names its product alpha/beta-hydrolase. The coding region runs from base 1 to 1680 and encodes 559 amino acids. NCBI's taxonomy places the organism in Eukaryota, Fungi, Basidiomycota, Agaricomycetes, Polyporales, Polyporaceae. The record is from RefSeq and is a predicted model, not a curated record. The transcript has 8 exons.